Molecule: messenger RNA, 1653 nt
Organism: Arachis stenosperma
Lineage: Eukaryota; Viridiplantae; Streptophyta; Magnoliopsida; Fabales; Fabaceae
Exons: 3
Coding region: 1-1653 (550 amino acids)
Biological process (GO): proteolysis
Molecular function (GO): aspartic-type endopeptidase activity
Source: RefSeq, a predicted model, not a curated record
AUGGAGCUAGAAGGAGUUGACACCCUCCUAGCUCAAAACAAGAUAAUGCAGGAGCAGAUUCAACAACAAUUUGAGCAGAUGGCUAAAAAGAUUGAUAGCCUACAAGUUACAGCAGUGAAUACAAGCCAACCAUCAACCAAAUGGGGGCAAAAUGAAGAAAACCAAGAAGAUCAGCAGCAGGAACAACCUCAAUAUGUGCAUAACCAAAGCUCCGGCCAAAAUGAAGUCUAUGGUGACAUCUACAAUCCAUCCUGGAAGAACCAUCCAAACAUAAGAUGGGGAGAUAACUACACUCAAAAUCAGCAACCAUGGCAACGAAAUUCAAACCAAAACAACUCAAGAAACAACCAAAAUCACAACCAGCAAAACACUAACCCCAAUCCAUAUAGAAAACCCCAAAACAACCACUCAAAUUCUAGCUACUGUCCACCCAAUAACCAAACCACUAACCAAAAUACCCACCAUCAACCUUCAACACCACAUAACCAGCCACAAACAUCACAAGACACUCAAAGGAUCUCCAACUUGGAGACAUUGAUAGAAAAGAUGAUGAAGCACCAAGAGACAAUGAUGGAGAAACUCAUGAAAAAUCAAGAGAUGGCAAGACAAGAUCAAGAAGCAGCAAGAAAAGAUCAAGCCACAACAAGCAAAAACCAAGAAGCUUCAAUCAAAAAUCUCGAGAGGCAUAUGGAACAAAUGGCUAAACGAAUUACAGAUGCAUCCCCAAGUGCCACUCAAGACCACCCAAAGGACAAAGGAAAAGCUACAAAGUGGGAGGAGUGUAAAGCAAUCAUAGUGGAAAGUGAGAAGAAAGCCAUCAAUCAGGAAGAACACAACAGAGAAGUUCCACAAGAAGAGACAGAAGAGAGAAGUGAAGAGGAUCAGAAAAUCAAGAAUGCAAAAAGCUCAAAGAGAGAUAAGGACAUUCUUGAAACACAACUACAAGAGAAGAAGGAAAGGGUGAAGCCACAUAUCCCCAAACUUCCAUACCCUCAGAGAGAGUUACCAGAGAAGAAAGAUGAUCCUGGGAGUUUUUAUAUACCUUGCACUAUAGGAGACAUAACAAUUGAAAAGUCAUUCUGUGACCUUGGUGCAAGCAUAAACUUGAUGCCUUUGUCUCUAAUGAGGAAACUUCGAAUUUGUGAGCUGAAAUCCACACGAAUACUCCUUCAAAUGGCUGAUAAAUCCAUCCAGCAAGCAGUUGGAGUUGUAGAGAAUGUGCUGGUAAAAGUGGGAAAAUUUCUUCUCCCAGCUGAUUUUGUCAUUCUGGAUAUGGAGGAGGACCCUAACACUCCCAUCAUCCUAGGGAGGCCUUUUCUUGCUACGGGCAGAGCACUGAUAGAUGUUGAAAAAGGGGAAUUAUUGCUGAGAGUGCAUGAUGAGCACCUAGCAUUCCAUGUGUUUAAAACCCCACAUGAGCCCACUCAAGAAGAAGAGUGUACGGAGGAUACGGCCAGAGAUCAAAGUUUGAAGGAGGUAGUCAAUGAGUUAGCUCCAAGACUUCCAAAUCCAUGCUUGAAAGAAGUAGAGAUGGUGCAACAGACCAAAGAAAUCAAGGAGGAACUAGAUCCAAAACCUCCAGAUGAGAAAUUCAACAUCUCAGAUAAGGAACCACCAAGGCAGGGAAUUGCUGCUGGUAUACUUGCAGUUUGA